AUGGCAAACGACUGUGGCCGCGAGCAGCCUCUGGGAAAGAAUCGGGAGAUUGCUUUCUGCGAUGUGGGCGUUCAUUGCUCCAGGCCCGUGGACUGCGAGCUCUCAGAGUGGAGCUCCUGGAGUGCCUGCUCCUCGAGCUGCGAUGGGAUCCGCCAUCGUUCCCGCGUGGUACGGGUUUACGGAAGGGCCGAUGGCCGAUGGUGUAAGGGCGGCCUGCGGGAGACGGCACCGUGCCAUCCGACUUUCGGCUCCUCGCUGCCACAGGGCUGUGGUCCGGGCCGCGCGCAAGACUGCUUAUUCGGUCCGUGGGAGGCUUGGAAAGAGUGCAGUGCUACCUGCGACGGCGGCGAGCAUGCGCGAAGCCGAGAGAUAGUUCAACAUGCCAAGAACGGAGGACUACCAUGCGAGGGCGACCUCAAGCAGAUCUCCGAGUGCGCCAGACAUGAAUGCGGUGGCCCUGCACCCAAAGAUUGCAUUUUUGGUGAUUGGGAGGACUGGGGCGCCUGUGGCAAGUGCAGCGGACAGAGAAAGAGGUUUCGCAGCAUCCGGCAAUAUCCGACGGCUGGAGGCAAAGAGUGUGAGCUCACGGACACCGAGGAGGCCGGCAAGUGCCCGAGGAGUUGCCACGCGCAGCAUUUCUGUGGAUGGGCAACGUGGGGCAUUUGGGGCUCCUGUUCGGCAUCUUGUGGCCAAGGCUACCGACAGCGGCGAAGGCACCUUCAGCUGUCGGACAACCCGGAUGCCCUUCUGAUUGGCCGCGAUAUGAUCCAAGAGUACGAUGAUCUCGUCCAGAGAACGGAGGAUGCUUUGCAUGCUUGUUUGUAUCUCUGUCCAGCAUGGCCAACCAGAGGCGUGGUCGGUUCGGCUCGAACCGUCAGGCUAGACCGGAAGCGACCGAUGCAUGUUCAAUCGAGAGUUGAGCGACGAAGAAAGGACGAGAGGAGAGGCAAUCGCGAUAGUGAGCAGAACAUCUUUGUGUUUGUAUGGAUCUGCUGUCUUGGCCCGAUGGCGAUUUCCAAGCUGCGCGUCUGGAUGCUAGCGCUGAGCUUAGCCGCGUCAGGAAGGACCUUUCUGCAAUUCUGGAGCUCCUUUGGAGCAACUCCCGGACGGUUGGGGAGCCGUCGAGCAAGGAGGUGCUUGCCUGGGGACUCCGGCGAGAUUUCUAAUUGUUUCUUGAUCAGCACAGAUUGCGCGAAUGAGCGGCGGAGCAAUGCCACAGCAGCUUUGGAAACUGUUUGCAAUCCACGGGUCCGCCUAUUCAAGCGUGACGUGGCCGACGGUGCCCGCGGUUGCUACUUCUCUCAUCUUGCGGUUUACGAGGAGAUCACGUCUGAAGGUAUGCCCUGGGCUGUGAUUUUCGAAGACAAUGUCCUGGCCAUGCUUGACGCGUUGGAUGGGUGGGCGAGUAGAUCUUCCUGGAAGAUUCUGCACCUGAGCCUGGUGCAUUCUGCGGCCUCACUGAAGCUUCGAAAAGAGGAGAAGGAUGUGCCGAUCGUCAGGGUCGAGCGCACAGCACCUGACUGGUACGGUCCCGUUUUGAUCGAACGUGCUCCCGGCCUUGGCACCACGGCUUACGUCAUCUCCAGAGAAGCGGCAAAGGACGUUCUGCAAAGACACGCAGAGACCGGCUACGUGCAGCCCAUUGAUGACUUGCUCGCCGACCCUGGGCUUCCUCCAUGA
Molecule: messenger RNA, 1680 nt
Organism: Symbiodinium sp. CCMP2592
Lineage: Eukaryota; Dinophyceae; Suessiales; Symbiodiniaceae
Source: the annotation of a GenBank genome assembly